Messenger RNA from Talaromyces proteolyticus, 441 nucleotides. RefSeq lists its product as uncharacterized. Bases 1 to 441 code for a protein of 146 amino acids. The transcript has a single exon. NCBI's taxonomy places the organism in Eukaryota, Fungi, Ascomycota, Eurotiomycetes, Eurotiales, Trichocomaceae. The record is from RefSeq and is a predicted model, not a curated record.
AUGACAAAACGCAAAACCUCCUCCCUCGCCUCCCACGAACGCUCAUUUGACAUCGCAAUAAACAUGCUCCUCCGCUGUGAGCGCUUCAUCCGCGAUCUCGCAUUCUUCCGCGGCGAAAAAACUUCCAUCCUGGCGCGAGAAUUAUAUGAGAAUAUGUUCCACAUCGAUGGGCAAAUCCUCAAGUACAAAGUAGACGGCGAGCUCAACGACUACGAGUACCGUCUUCUAUCCCAAGUCAACGAGGAGCUGACCGACUACGCCUUCCUGGCGAGUGCGAAUAUGCAUCCAUACGAUGUGGAGCGAUUGGUGGAGAGCGAGAAAGGAGGCGUCAAGUUUUCGCGUAGCGUCGAGUUUCCUCCCGCCAAUUGGGUGAAUCGCGUGGCUAGAAAGACGCAAAAUCCGCUUGCGGUGUAUCCUUUGGGGAAGGUGAAGGAGGAGUAG